Molecule: messenger RNA, 1311 nt
Organism: Paramisgurnus dabryanus
Lineage: Eukaryota; Metazoa; Chordata; Actinopteri; Cypriniformes; Cobitidae
Gene: tnnt2c
Product: troponin T2c, cardiac
Biological process (GO): regulation of muscle contraction; sarcomere organization; cardiac muscle contraction
Cellular component (GO): troponin complex
Molecular function (GO): troponin C binding; troponin I binding; tropomyosin binding
Source: RefSeq, a predicted model, not a curated record
CUCACUCCUAUCGCUCUCUUCCUGAACCACAAGCUGAGCAUAAAGUCAAAUUCCCUCUCUUCCCAUAAAACUCAGAAGUAGCACCAUGUGUGACACCGAGGAGUUCUUUGAGGAGUAUGAGGAGGAACAGGAGGAGGUGAACGAAGAGGAGGAGGCUGAAGAGGAAGAGGCUGUGGAGGAAGAGGCAGAGGAGGAAGAGCAAGAGCAAGAAGAGGAAACAAAGGAGAAAGAGGAAGAAGAUGAAAAGGAGGCAGAAAAGCCCAAACCCAAGAUGUUUGUUCCCAACAUCAUAGCACCAAAGCUUCCCGAUGGAGAGAAGGUGGACUUUGAUGACCUCCACCGCAAGCGCGUGGAGAAAGACUUCAAUGAAUUGCAGUCUCUCAUCGAGUUUCACUUCAACAACAGGCAAAAGGAAGAAGAUGAACUCGUAGCUCUAAAGAAUCGCAUCGAGCGACGUCGGGCCGAUCGUGCCGAGCAACAGCGCAUCAGAACCGAGCGAGAUAAAGAGAGGCAGGCGCGCCUUGCCGAGGAGAGGGCACGCCGUGAGGAGGAGGCGGCCAAAUUGCGUGCAGAGGAUGAAGCCAGGAGGAAAAAGACCCUGUCCAACAAGGGCUAUGGAGGGUACCUGCAGAAAGUGGAUCAGAAGAAAGGCAAGAAGCUGACGGAACGCGAAAAGAAAACCAAGGCUCUCAUGGAGCGUCGCAAGCCCCUCAACAUUGAUCAUCUGAACCAGGAGAAGCUGGCAGAAAAAGCUCUUGACCUCUAUAAGUGGCUCAGUCAGCUCCACGCAGAGAAGUUUGACCUGGCGGAGAAGCUAAAGAGUCAGAAGUAUGAAAUCAAUGUCCUGCGUAAUCGGGUUAGCGAUCAUCAACGGGGAGCCAAGACAAGCAAGACCUCAAGGAAAACCUGGAAAUAAAUUUGAUGGAUUAACAGAUGCAGAAUAAAGUGAACUAAACGGUUUGUUGGAAACACAGUCUCUUAUCAGACUUUGUAGGACAAAAUCUAUUUUAUUUUUAUUGAAAAGAUCUUCAUACACAUUCAUUUUACAUAUCACACAUUUUGUUGUGUAAAAGUUUGGACUUACAGAAAGCUCAUACUGUACAGUAUUUUUGCUCAAUGUCUCAAUGUGAAGUGACAAUGCUGCCUCAUUCAUUUAAUUGAUGUUAUAAAGUUCUCACUAUUUAAAAAUAGAUUCAUAAAAAUACAAUCAAAUGUUUUAAUUAUAUGUCUUCAUCAAAUUUUUGGACCCAAAGAUGGUAAAUAUUAACCACUAUUAUAACAUAUUCUGAAAUAAAGCAAUUUUUGACUAAA